CUCAAACAAACUCAGUGCAUUACAACCAUGAGCGAGAAUCAAGGUAGCAAUGUGAAGGAACCUGGGUCAGGACCCGGACCUGGCCGUAGAAAAACUGUAAGAAAGGGAAUGUUUGUGAAAGAUCUGAAGCCUAUGAUAUAUGGAGCUGGAGAUGUCCCACAGCCUGCUUCGGAUACUGUCGCGUUAAUGGACGACUUGAUUAUUGAUUACAUUACUGAAAUGUGCCUGAAGGCAGCCAAAGUAGCGGAACCGCGAGGAAAAGUCAAGGUCGAUGAUGUCAAAUUUAUCCUACGAAAGGAUCCAAAGAAGAUGGCUCGUGUUGAAGAACUCAUAUAUAUGGACGACCACAUUCGAAAGGCAAAGCAAAUUGUGGACAUGAACGAAGUGGAACCCACCCCGGAAAAGCUCAAUCCAUAAACUGGUUACAGUAUUACAUCGUGUAUAUAUCUCUCGCUUCAAGCCAUACAAA
Umbelopsis ramanniana AG is the source of this 469-nucleotide messenger RNA. RefSeq lists its product as uncharacterized. Gene Ontology annotation, biological process: transcription by RNA polymerase II; RNA polymerase II preinitiation complex assembly. The coding region runs from base 28 to 417 and encodes 129 amino acids. The record is from RefSeq and is a predicted model, not a curated record. Gene Ontology annotation, cellular component: transcription factor TFIID complex. Lineage: Eukaryota; Fungi; Mucoromycota; Umbelopsidomycetes; Umbelopsidales; Umbelopsidaceae. Gene Ontology annotation, molecular function: protein heterodimerization activity. The transcript has 3 exons.